Spodoptera litura is the source of this 727-nucleotide messenger RNA. Lineage: Eukaryota; Metazoa; Arthropoda; Insecta; Lepidoptera; Noctuidae. The record is from RefSeq and is a predicted model, not a curated record.
AUGACCAUUUAUGACCUACCUGGAAUUGUAAGAGAAGCAUUUCCGUUGGCUUUCACCCCGAACAACAUUGCUCACUCGUUUAGAAAAGCUGGUAUCUGGCCAUGCAAUGAGUUUGUUUUUGGCGAUGACGACUUUGCUCCGUCUUUCGUAACAGAUCGGCCAAUGCCUGUAUCCCAGCCGAAUGACAACACUAAUGCAGCGCCCGUUGAGUCUAUUGUCACGAUUCCCCCGAUUCAGCAAAAUGAGGAAGAUAUUUUAGGUAACUCAUCGCCUACAUUGCUGCAAACUGAGGAACAAAACGAAUUAACACCAGAGAAUCUUAGCCUCACAUUAGGUCUGGAAGCGUCCUUGUUACCUGAAAUCGAAAGAAGCAUGCCUAAUCUUGAUAUCAGCGUGGGUGCAGUUAUUGAGAAAAUGUCAAGGAGUCCAGUUCCUGGUACAUCAACUGCAGAAAAUGAACCAGCAGUGACGUCUCGUCCAAGAGAUUCAUCAACAUUCUUUAGUCCCGAAGCUGUACGGCCAUUGCCAAAAGCGGCCCCUCGCUCUAAGUCUAAUCGAGGUCGCAAGCGAAAGUGCGCAAUCUUAACCGACACUCCAGAAAAGAGUGCUUUAGAAGAAGAAGCUAAGCUAAAGAAUAAUAAAAAGAAAUCUACUGCGAAUGUAAAAGUCAAUAAGGAAAAGCAAAGAGUUAAGAAACGUAAAGUGGAAAAAAAAGAAAAGAGGUCCA